This is a messenger RNA of Mycosarcoma maydis (corn smut), 5454 nucleotides long. RefSeq lists its product as uncharacterized. Lineage: Eukaryota; Fungi; Basidiomycota; Ustilaginomycetes; Ustilaginales. Gene Ontology annotation, molecular function: ATP hydrolysis activity; ABC-type peptide transporter activity; ATP binding. The coding region runs from base 1 to 5454 and encodes 1817 amino acids. The record is from RefSeq and is a predicted model, not a curated record. Gene Ontology annotation, biological process: transmembrane transport. The transcript has a single exon. Gene Ontology annotation, cellular component: fungal-type vacuole; membrane.
AUGCACCAUCACCAAACGAUCAUUGACCAUCAAACUGUGUCGUGUCCCGUGUCGUACACAUCACUGUCGCUCGUUUUUGACGCCUACCUUCCAGCCGCUUUAGUGAUUGCUGUUCUGGUAGCGCAUAGUUGGCCAAAAUCACUCACUUCCUCGACCUCAUUCUUUUCCAGGGUCUUUGCUUCCUUUGUUACCCCUGAAGAUGUUCACGAGUACGAUCGCGAACAAGCCAAAGUACGUCAACACGACAGUCGCGUGCCUUCUUCCGCUACUGAGCCCGCCAUCAGCUCAGCUGGCCUAGCUGCAAAGGCGUAUGGCUCCGCAGCACAAUUCACCCGCACACGCGAAGAGCUCCAACACAAUGUCGAACACACAGAGACGUCACCUCUCCUCGGCGUCCGAGCGCCGUCACCAGACACCGGCGUCUUGUCCGACGCUGAAUCACCCAAGCAGCCUACGAUGGUCCGACUCGGCCUCUUCAUCAUCAAUCUUUCCCAUCUGCUUGCUUGGACCGCUGCAAUCGUCGUAUGCCUUCUCAGCAGCCAUGUUGCUGACCACAUCGGCUCAGAGGCCGGCUUCCAGACUGCCAGUGGUUUGCAGCUAGCCGCCACGCUUCAGACUUUUGGCUGGACGUAUGCAACCGCCUCGUCCUUCUUUUUCCCUUCCCCGACCCCACCCUACCCGCUGCUCGUUUUCUACGUACUCCAAAUUGCUGGCUCGAGCGUGAUUGGAUACCACUCGCUCCUCAGCGUUCCGCACCCUUCACUCAGUCCUGCACAUGGCAUCCGGCUGCUCGUGCCCAUUUUCGGAUUCCUGUCAUCGCUCUUGACGCUGCUCGGUAUAUCCCUCAUCAUGAAUCUACCCCUUCAAGUUUACGAUACGAACCCGCAACAUGAUAGAAACGGUUACCCCCCGCCCCUCGAGGACUAUUGCACCUUGUGGCAGUGGGUCAGCUUCUCCUGGGUUAAUCCCAUCAUCAACACUGCCUUGACACGACCACUCGAGGAGACGGACGUCUCGCAACUCAGCAAACUGUCCAAAUCCGAGGUUCUACUCAAAAACAUGCGUCGAGUCCAACAGCACGACGAGGACAAGUACCAAAACGCCAAACUGCAGGCAGAGGCAGCAAGCGCCAUUUCUUCGCCUUUAGAGAGUGAGAGAGCUGCUGCCGAAGCUGAAAAGAGGAAACCAAACAUCUUUCGCCAGAUCUUCUGGAUGAACUCGAGGGACUUGGCACUCGACUUUAUCCUCAGCAUCAUCUCUUACGUCUUGGCUUAUGCCAGUCCUUUCUUCCUCAGACAGAUUCUACAAGCUCUCCAAGGCGUCGCUCCGUCCCAAACGGUAGCUCGUUCAAAUUCUUUCUUUGCUGUGUCAUUCACUUCCGCGUCUUUCACUACGCCGCAUCAGCAAGCCACUCCAUGGUACACGAUUCCUCUGCCCCACGUUGCUACUCUCUAUGCAAUCCAUGCAGUUGACCCAGCUAAGAAGAGAGCCUUCCUCUUCGCCUUUCUCGCCCUCUUGGCCUCUGUCAUCAAGACACAGACCGAUCUUCAGCACCUUUACUAUAGCCGCCGCGCCAGCGUGCGUAUCAAGUCGGAGCUUACCCUGGCUAUCUAUGACAAAGCCUUGCGACGCAGAGACGUCUCCGGAUCCCUUCAGAGUGUUUCCUCCACCGACACUACUGAUCUCCCCGGAAAAUCUGAUAAAGGAAAGGAUCAGAAACAAAAGCAGGGCAAAGACGACGACGACCACAGGAGUGCAGCAAGCGUUGGAAAAGUGGUCAAUCUCAUGUCCACGGACACCAACACGAUCGCGUCCACCGUUACCGCACUCUAUAUGGGCUAUGCUGCUCCUAUGGAGCUAUCCAUCGCCACCGUCUUCUUGUACAAGCUUCUUGGCUGGUCCGCCUUUGUCGGUAUUGGGCCCGCCUUGAUAAUCAUGCCAACGCAGCAGUUCUUUACAAAGCUGUCCUUCAACAACAACAAAAAGAUCCUCAAAGCCAGAGACAAGCGCAUCAAUGUGCUCAACGAGCUUAUCACUUCCAUUCGAUUCAUCAAGUUCUUUGCAUGGGAACGAGGAUGGUCAGAGCGCGUCUUACAAGCAAGACGUGAAGAGAUGAAGUGGCUCUUCCGCGGCACAUGGAUCACAUCAGGCUUGAUGGCGUCCUUCGCAUUAACCCCCGUCCUCUUCACCAUCUCCGCCUUUGCCUCCUACACUGUGAUCGAAGGCAAGACGCUAGACGUUGCGACCGGUUUUACCGCCAUUGCGCUGUUCGGCAUGCUCAGGAACCCCUUGUCCGUUCUCCCCAUGAUCAUCAACAUGAUCUUCCAGGCAAAGGUCUCAUUGGAUCGUAUCAACUCUUUCCUGCAAGAGGACGAGGUGCCAGAAUGGGUCAUCAAGAAUUGCAGCGACCAGACGGCUGUACCGCUGAAUGAGGCCAACAGGGACCGCACCAUCGUGCUUAGACGCGCCACCCUUCGCUGGCAGGCGCCAAAACCCUCGGAUGAGAAAAAGGCGACACCGAAGCCCUCAAUAUGGGCACGCUUGAAAUUCUGGAAGAGAGAAGAGGUUCCAACCAUCUCGUCGCCAGGAGUAGAGGGAGAUCAUAUCUCCGAGGAACCGGCUCCAUUCCACCUGAUCGAUCUGGAUUUUCGACCUCCAGCUGGAAAGAUGACGCUGGUUUGCGGUCCUACCGGUUCUGGGAAAUCUUCGCUACUUUCCGCCAUCCUGGGCGAGAUGGAGUUGCUUGAGGGUACCGUCACCUUACCAAAGCGUCCGUUGCAGCUGUUGAGCGGCGGUGUAUCCUACUGCUCUCAGACUGCCUGGCUCGAAACGAUGAGCAUUCGAGACAACAUCAUCUUUGGUCAGUACUUUGAUCAAGAACGAUACGAUAAGGUGCUGGAAUGCUGCUGCCUGAAGCCUGAUCUCAAGACGUUCCCAGACGGUGAUGAGACCGAAAUCGGAGAGAAUGGAGUAUCACUUUCCGGCGGCCAGAAAGCACGAGUUGCACUGGCACGUGCGGUCUAUUCUCGCUCCCCCGUGCUGCUUCUCGACGAUGUGCUCGCCGCCGUGGACUCGCACACUGCUCGAAAGCUGGUCGAUGAUUGCCUGUGUGGCGACCUGGUUCGGGACAGAACUGUGGUCUUGGCCACGCACCACGUCGAAACGGUGCUGCCUUACGUAGCUCAUGUGACCAUGCUCGACGGAGGUCGAAUUCGGGCGAGCGGUUCUCCGGCUGAUCUAAAGGCGGAAGGUCUUCUCUCCAUGCUGGUAUCAGACUCGACCAACACAUCUGAUCCUAACGCCAAAGGAAAGCAGGCAGCAACAGACCUGCUCAUAGAGGACGCUGCCAAGGACGCUGCCGUCGAAGCACAGACGAAAGCUCAUGCAGAGGCGGCUGCCGAUGCUGAUCCGAAAUCUCCACAAGACACUACGGCGGCGGCAGCAGCACCUGGUACCAGAUCUGGAUCUGGCAAAGGCAAGCUCAUGACUGCAGAGAGCAAAUCGACGGGUCGCGUUAAGAGCGAAAUUUACACAGCAUACCUCUCGGCCUUCGGCUGGUUUCCGAUCGCUAUGGUCGUGUCGAGUAUUGCCGUGUCGCGCUCAUCUGAUGUGCUCGAAAAGUAUUGGCUCUCUUUCUGGGGAAAUGCAUACGAGCAUCCAGCGGAACAAGGCAGGCUCGAUUGGUUCCCGAAUCCCAGCGUCAAUGCGGCACCGUACCUAUUGGUGUACACGGGUAUCUUGCUUACUUGGCUCGUGUUCGGAAACAUGUCGAUGCUCAUCAGCGGUCGUUGGGGCGUCGUCGCUGGAAACAAGCUCUUUACCAGGAUGUUGCACACUGUGGUGCGAUCUCCAACCCGUUUCUUCGACCAGACCCCCACUGGUCGCAUUUUGAAUCGUUUCACCAAGGAUAUCGAGACAGUCGACAACACGCUCUCUGGCAACAUUCGAAUGCUCGUCUUGUUCACAACAGCCUCACUGCUGGCUAUCGCCAGCAUGGUGGUCACUGUGCCGUCAUUUGUGCCAUUCUUGGUUCUGCUCACGUAUGCUUACUAUCGGACGGCAGCCUCGUACAUUGCAGCAGCUCGGGACCUGCGGAGACUCGAAUCGGUCACAAACUCGCCCAUCUUCCAGUCCUUCUCCGAGGUGCUCAACGGUGUCGGAACCGUCCGAGCUUACGGGGCACAGGAACGCUUCCUGCAGACUCUCCACCAUCGUCUAGACGCUGCGCAGAGCUGUAACAAUCUAUAUUGGAUGGCCAACCGCUGGCUGCUCCUUCGCUUCGACCUGAUGGGUGCCUUCACCGUUUUUGGCGCCUCGGUUCUUGCGCUUGCUGGCGGCAUUGAGGCAGGCUGGGCUGGUAUCGCCAUCACGAAUGCCCAAAUGUUCACGUUGGCCCAAUACUGGUUGUGCCGUGUCUGGUCAGGAUUCGAGAUGGAUCUCAACUCAGUCGAGAGGAUAUGCGAGUACUUUAACCUCUCGCAAGAGGCACCAGCGGUUGUCGAUGGACAUCGUCCACCUCCCAGUUGGCCGUCCAAGGUCAACAGCCGCGGGAUCCAGGUGAAAAAUCUUGUUCUCAAGUACGCCCAGAAUCUCGAUCCAGUACUUCGAGGCGUCGACUUUGAAAUUGGCGCUGGCGAGAAGGUCGGUCUCGUGGGCAGGACCGGCUCGGGCAAAAGCACACUCGCCCUCGCUUUCUUCCGCUUUGUCGAGUUUCAUGAGGGCUCGAUCGUUAUUGACGGCGUUGACAUCAGCCAUAUUGGUCUGGAGGAUCUUCGAAGCCGACUCACUAUCAUUCCGCAAGACCCUGUGCUAUUCAGCGGGACGAUCCGCGAGAAUCUCGAUCCUUUCAACGAGCGAACCGACGAGGAAUGCAUCUUGGCGUUGCGAAGGGUUAAUCUCAAGACAAGUCCAGUUCACACUGCUGCGCCCAGUGCCAUUCCAAGCCGAGCUGCCUCGAUUCACGAAAAUGGUACGGAGAAUAACGCGUCGUCGUCAUCGUCAACUGCUGUCAACUCGGUGUUACCCGUCGAGCAUGGAACAGGCACCACGGUCUUCACGCUCGACUUAAACGUAUCGGAAGGUGGGAGCAAUUUUUCACAAGGUCAGCGACAGCUCAUCUCGAUGGCCAGGGCGUUGCUUCGAUCUACUUCAAUCAUCUUUAUGGACGAAGCCACGGCUUCUGUCGACUUUGAAACCGAUGCGCAGAUUCAAAAGACAUUGCGAUCGCCUUUGGAUGCCGACGCAAACCACAAGACUACCAUUAUUACAAUUGCACACCGACUCAAGACGAUCAUUGAUUACGACAGGAUCCUGGUGAUGGACAAAGGUCGCAUCGCGGAGAAUGGCUCGCCAGCUGCACUGCUAGAGCGCAAGGGCAUCUUUUACGAGAUGUGUCGAAAGACGGGAGAGUACGAAGAGCUCGAGUUACUCGCACGCAACGCUGCGAGCAGCUGA